Messenger RNA from Penicillium riverlandense, 2544 nucleotides. RefSeq lists its product as uncharacterized. The transcript has 4 exons. Lineage: Eukaryota; Fungi; Ascomycota; Eurotiomycetes; Eurotiales; Aspergillaceae. The coding region runs from base 1 to 2544 and encodes 847 amino acids. The record is from RefSeq and is a predicted model, not a curated record.
AUGUUGUCUUCUAACGUUUACUGCCCUCUCUGUGGAGUCAUCUUACUGCCCAAUACCGACCUUGCCGACACUCGCGUUCGCCAUUGGUACACACAAAUACGAGGCAUCUACCCAACCGAUGCCGCUGCUGGCGAUCCUGUCACCACAACCGGGGUAGGAUUCGUACGCUACCGAAAAGAACUCCACGCACCGCUUGACAGUGAUCGAUCCUAUUUCGAUGUGGGGAUUGGGCCGCUAGAAACGUGGAAGCUUUGCGAGUCAUCUGGCCGUUGGUGCUUCGGCAUACACGACUCGUGCUGGAGAUUGCUUCUCCUUAGGCUGCGCCACUUCCAGGAUAAAGCGGCCAUUGCAAAGUCGGUCUUCUACCAGCUUUAUUGCACCCCUUGCCGCUAUGCAUCCACCUUCCAAUUCGGCCACGACUAUGAGGGUGCUGGGCAAACACACGAACCGUUCGGGCGGUCCGCAGUAAAUCGGAUGUCGCAAUUCUAUGCCGACCCUUUCGAAAUCCCGCACAACUUGGAGGACUUUGGUCAUUAUAAACCCUAUGUUCCAUCUUCCGGCGAUCCAACGAAAGAAAGACGCGAAAAGCUAGAAAGACAUGUCUUCACUGAACUCUCUCCAGAGCUGAAAUUUGAGAUAUUUUCAUAUCUAUCCUUUGACGAGCUCCUGAAUAUGAGACUCUUCACAUUCACAAGCUCGGAUUCAUCAGCCUGGGUUGGUAGUAGCAGCGGCCCAGGAAUUGCUUAUGGCACCAUAGGCAUUCCGGAUAAGUUGGAGCAAUAUCGCCUGCUUGCAGGUUUGGAUCGAUACAAGAUUGUUUCACUCGGCCUUGGUGAACUGACAUUGAACCCCCGCCCCGGAGCUUCUCCGAAGCUAACCUCUCAAGAUGCAAUGGAUUCGCUUCGUGUACAGUCCUAUUUGUGGACCUCGCAUCUUCCAGGACAUGAGGGUUUAAGAAUCAGCCCUCUCCUGCCGUCCAUGCCCUCGCGAGCCUUUGAACCGCUGACCAACAUUGACUUUGGUGGCCCAAGAGGCCUAUUUCUCAAAUCCUUGACAAGACUUACUUUCUACAUGGCCUCCGAUUCCUAUCCAAUCACGGGCAUAGAGAUAUUCUACUCUGAUAGAAGGUCUCUGCUUUCCGGCACUAAAGAUGGCUGUGAGCUGUCCUUUUUUCUCGAUGGCUCAAACGGAGAACGUAUCAAUCAACUCGGGGUUCUAGAAGACAGUUGGAGAGACUCAGUCGGUCUAGGUGGCUUACAGAUCUCAACAAACUAUGGACGCACUACCACUUUUGCUCCUCUUCGCCUUCGACUCAAUGCAGCACUUAGUCAAAUACCAAUCUCGCCAUCAGGUAAUACCAUCACAGGAUUGGUUGCUCUUGAACAAACAAACCAAUCUCGCCUUAUCCGAGUCGGCAUUCAGUCCCAACAAUGUGAUGAACAGCGUAUGCCACCACCGGAUACUCUGGAUUGCGAAUGCUAUCGGACACUCGAAUAUCAGCUACGAUACGACGAUAAAUUCACUCAUUUCAUAGAUAGUUCAAACCCCAGCAACUAUCAGACCUAUGCAUCACUAAAGGACAUCCGGAGUAUCCAAGCAUCUAUGGGCAUCCAAGGCCGAUCUAGAAUUUCGAAUCGCUUAUCCGGUUUGAAGUUUGAGUAUUACAACCAUCCAAGUCCUAGCACAGUAGGACAAUGGAUGGAUGAAAUUGACGAUGGUUUUGAAUUCUCCCUAGAUGAGGCAGUUCAAUCGUUAACUAUCUGGCUCACUCCAAUGGGUUACUCUACUGAACGCGGGCUGGAGGUAGGCCAAGUUGCCGCCAUCCACAUUGAGACGACUCAUUCUCGCAGCGUAACAUUUCGCUCUCCGGACUUUCGCUCCCUUCCGCCCCAAAAGCUGCAACAGCAGUACCAAAGUGACCGUGACGAGACACUAACAGGUAUCUCAUGGAUAUUGAAUGCAUCUUGUGAUCGCGUCCGAGCAGUCAUUUCUGCCUCUACGAACGAAGGCCGGAGAGCUCAGAUACUGGUCCCAGAACACCCUCCCCCUUUUGACCAGGUACGGAAACUUUACUUCGCGACGCAGAAUGACGACGGUCAUAGAGACACUAUAGUCACAGCCGAAGCCUACUUCCGAGAUCGGGCGAUUAUCGGACUUGUUUUCGUUUACACGUCGGCUGCAAAAGCGAGCCUAGGCGAUUUCGAUACCAAUGCCCGUCAAACAGUUCGUUUUCCACUGGACGCUCAGAUUGUUGGCUUUUCGGUCGCGACCAAAAAGCGUGACCUUGUGGAAAUCGAGUUCGAGGUUGAACGAAGUGAGCAGCCUCUGUACAAGAAGCUUAGACUCUCCAUCAAUUACACCGUCGGAUAUGACAGGCGAGACGUAUGGUGUAAAGACGAAGCGUCUGCGGAAAGCCAUCAACGACUCUUAGCGGGUGACCGUGUAUACGAACCCCCGAGCGAGUCGAAGCUGGUCGGUAUCUAUGUGGGCUGUCAGGAGUUCUUCCGUGUUGGAGCAUUGUAUGAGUCCGAGGUUUCUCAAUAG